Molecule: messenger RNA, 1388 nt
Organism: Eucalyptus grandis
Lineage: Eukaryota; Viridiplantae; Streptophyta; Magnoliopsida; Myrtales; Myrtaceae
Exons: 4
Coding region: 1-1275 (424 amino acids)
Source: RefSeq, a predicted model, not a curated record
AUGGCGGAAGCUAGAGAAGCUCUUCGCAGCACUCAAGUUGGUCUUCAAGAUGAUCCCGCUAAUUCUUCUCUUGCAGAUCUUGAGAAAUUUCAGUGUCGUGCUUUUGUUGAACUGCGCCUCCAAGAAGAAUCAUUUUACUGUCAAAAGUCUCGGGUGAAAUGGCUAAAAGAGGGUGAUCGAAACACCAAGUUCUUUCACCACUCUAUGAAGAAUAGACAACUCAAUAACCACAUCCUUUCAGUGAAAGAUCCAUCCGACUCCAUCAUCACAGACCCUUUUCUUGUGCCACAAGUGUUUGUAUCCUAUUUCUCUAAGCUGCUUUCACCUCAGGUGGGUCUUUCUAAGUCUUCUCUUCAAGAGUUGAAGACAUUCAUCUACCGGCCACUCUCGGAUGCGCAAUGCUGCUCUAUCGCCUGUCCAGUUACUAAUGUCGAGAUAAAGGAAACACUCUUCUCUCUUACAAGGGGUAAAGCCCCAGGUCCUGAUGGUUUCUCUGUUGAAUUUUUCAAAACCAAUUGGGGAACAGUCGGGUCACUCGUCUUAGAAGUAGUUAAGGACUUCUUUUCUUCAGGAUAUCUUCUAAAAGAGAGGAAGGCUUCAACUUAUAAGAAGGCAGAGCAGCAGGAGAGAGCAGCGAAAACAGGGGCAGCAGAGAAUCGGUGGCAGGCGAGCGGCGUGAUCCGCGGGUCGGGGGUGCAGUCCGGCCGGCAAGCUGGCAGCUGCAGAGGCCAUGCGCGCUUGCCGGCCGAGCAUAAAACCGGAGGGGGGAAAAAAAAGAGGAAGCGAAGAACAGAGAGCAGGAAACAGAGAGGGAGCUUGAGCGAGAGAAGCGAUUACAGAGAGAGUUUGGAGCGAGAGAGGUGCUGGAGAGAGAGUGUCGAGACAAAGGAAGGUUCGACUGUGCACAGGAUCCCGCUCCCCGACACCUUUCUUCUGGAACGCACAGAGAAAGAAGGACCGAGAGGGAGAGGGAGACCAAGAAGGAGGUUGGCCGUCGCCGGAGGUCCGUUCUUCAGCCGCCGUCCGCUGCAGCCCUUUCCUCUAACCAGUGACUUGAGGAGCGAAAGUCGCCCAUUUCAGGACUCAAAACUUGCAUCCAGAUUCCAAGAACCGCUCAGAAAUGCACGCAAUCAACUGAAGCCACUCAUUCAGGCUCUACACAAGCACGAAUCGCAGAAAAAAUGUCCUGGCGCCUUUACUCCAGAACAGGGCAAGGCGAGGGGUUUCAACCAUUACCCUGUCGAGGAAGAGCUCUCGGUCGCGGUUAACGGCUGACCUCGCGCAAGGAAGUUCUGGUUGGUGACGCCGGGGACGAUGAACGGCGGUAGCGGAAGUUACAGCGUGAACAGCCCAAUUCGGAGUUUCCGCGGCCAAAACGAAAGGUAAAC